Neurospora tetrasperma FGSC 2508 is the source of this 432-nucleotide messenger RNA. RefSeq lists its product as uncharacterized. The coding region runs from base 1 to 432 and encodes 143 amino acids. The record is from RefSeq and is a predicted model, not a curated record. The transcript has a single exon. Lineage: Eukaryota; Fungi; Ascomycota; Sordariomycetes; Sordariales; Sordariaceae.
AUGGCUCAAGACGACAUUUCCGACGACCAGUCUCGAAUUGUUUCCGACCAAGAACCGGAAUACAAGUUUGGAGCGGUUGAUAUUGGUAUCAUUGUGGCCUCUUGUGUCAUCCUGGUAUCCUUCUUCGUCGGUCGAUUCUACAUCCGCAGGUUACAGCACCGUCGACAGCUGGACAUGGAGUUCCAGGCACGGCAGAGAGACCUGGAGGCUUUGUACGAAGAAAACGGCAAACAACGAGUGACCAGUAUGGCAUCAUAUAUCGGCUCUGCUGAGCCAUCAAUACUCAAAGGCGACAUCACUAUCCAGUCCAAGAUCAACAAUUUGUCUGAAAAGCAGGUGCUGAAGCCUCCCCUUUGGCGUUACAUCAACUCGAAACACCCGCGUAACGGCUCAGUCACACUCGCUAUUUCACUUCACAACCGGGAUAACUAG